Molecule: messenger RNA, 1365 nt
Organism: Vigna umbellata (rice bean)
Lineage: Eukaryota; Viridiplantae; Streptophyta; Magnoliopsida; Fabales; Fabaceae
Gene: LBD22
Product: LOB domain-containing protein 22
Source: RefSeq, a predicted model, not a curated record
GGGAAAAAAUAGAAGGAAAGAUCCAAAAAUAACACUUGGCAAAAGGGAAACGGUUAGUGUAUGAAUUAUAUCUAUCUGUCAUUCCUUUCAUUUCUCUCCAUCUCCCAUUGUUCUGAUCAAACAAAGCCGAGAAAAUAAGGGAAGAGAAAUCCUUUUUCUGAGCACCUUCCCCGCCGGAGAUGCAGCCGAAAUCUCACACCCCUUUUUUUCUUCCUCCCCAAAAGGCCAUGAACAACAAUAACAACAACACCAGCACCAUUACAACCACCAACACCAACACCAACACCAAAACCAACAACAGAAUCUCCUCUACAAGAAAUGGCAACAGCACCACUCAGGCUUGCGCUGCAUGCAAGUACCAACGCAGAAAGUGUGCACCCGACUGCAUUCUCGCACCGUAUUUCCCUCACGAUCGACAGCGCCAGUUCCUCAACGCUCACAAGUUGUUCGGAGUAAGCAACAUCACCAAAAUCAUUAAGGUUGUCAGCCCUCGCGACAAGGACCAAGCCAUGCGUACCAUAAUCUACCAAUCCGACAUGCGUGCCUCGGACCCUGUCGGAGGCUGCUACAGGUACAUUGUCGACCUGCAGACUCAGAUUGAGUACUGCCGAGCCGAGCUGGACCUCGUCCUUCAGCAACUCGCCAUGUUUCGAGCUCAGGCUCAGCACCAGAAUCAGCACCAGUAUCAGCACCAGCACGGUAUCUAUGCUCCCAACAGCGUUAACGUCACCGUCAAUGGAGAUGGUGAGGUUUUGAACGCCGACCCGAUGGGGCUGUACGGCCAGCCACAGUAUCAGUGUCUGCAGCCGCACCAACAGGAGCAGUAUGUUAUGAUGCAUGAAAAUGGAAGCCAGAACUUCAACGGCGCCACCCCUUUGCAGGAACAGAUGAACACGUGGGCUGUGCAGAACACUGCUGUGUCGCUUUCUUCGUUGUCGUUGCAAGGACAGAGUAGUAAUGUUAGCGAUGAAUACGAUCACAAGGCCGUCAUUGACAUUGAUUCUGAUGAGAGAAGUGAGUUAGGGUUCGAGUCUGAAGAAUUAGUCCAUCGCAGUGAUGAAUCAGUGUUGUUUAAGAUAGAUGAUGCAGUAAUAAAAGCUGAGGGUGACUGCAUGCAACAAGCUCAAGAUCAUGAUUUGAAAGGUGCAGCAACAUCGUUUAGCCUCACAAAUUGUACUUGCUGAUGAGUGUUAAUUAGCAUAGAUUGUAGAAGUUGCUGCCUCCACAUAUCAUUUUGUUGGCAUUAGGAUAUUCCGUUUUUGUGGUUAAGAGUUUGCAGCAGUCUUAUAUGCGCAGCUAGAGUUAUUUACACAAUUUCUUACAAACAAUUAUUCUUUUCUUCUUGUAGUCAAUCACAAUAAUGUA